AUGCAGCCUCGAUCAUCCUUUUCCCACUUGGUCUCCCUCCUAGCAGCUCUAUGCUUCUCAACCUUCACUUCCGCCGAAAAUGUCAUCCUCACCAACUCGCUGAAUUCUUGUAAAUCGGGCACAAACAACUUCACCGCAAGCUUGUUCAACGUUGCCUAUACCCCCUCAAACGCCAGUGUAGCUGUCAACGUCAACGGUAUAUCAUCAAUUGUCGGCAACAUUUUGGCUCAGGUUGAAGUCAUUGCAUAUGGCUUCACCAUCGUCAACGAGACAGUUGAUCCCUGCGCCCUGAAUCUGGCUGGUUUCUGUCCCAUGAAGGCCGGUACACCCAUUACGUUGGAGACAACUAUCGAUGUGCCGACGAGUGUUUCGGGCCAAAUUCCAGGUAUUGCUUAUAGUGUUCCUGAUCUCGACGGCGUGGUCCGCGUCUAUGUCCAUUCUUCCGAUACCGGAGAAGUCAUCGCCUGUAUGGAAGCUGAAUUGUCAAACACAAAAAGCGUCUAUCAUGCAGCCGUCGGUUGGGCGACUGCUGUUAUCACUGGCCUGGGUCUGGUGACCGCUGGUAUUACUUCAGGUCUGGGCCACCCGAACACCGCUGCCCAUGUUGCUGCCAAUGCGGUUUCAUUGUUUGGCUUUUUCCAAGCUCAGGCCAUCAUUGGCAUGACCUCAGUCUCCAUGCCUCCUAUCGUUCAAUCCUGGACACAGAAUUUUCAAUGGAGCAUGGGCAUCAUCCGAGUUGGCUUCCUUCAAUCCAUUGCUACGUGGUACCAACGAGCUACUGGCGGCACUCCUACUACCUACUUGUCAACCCUCAGCUAUUUCUCCGUUCAAGUUCAGAAGCGUUCCAUCAGGCGAUCCCUCGAAUCGAUGGUUGCCUAUGUCCAUUCCGGUCUUCGAACCCUCUCGAAGCGAGCGACGGACACUGCUACUGACAACGUCAAGGUAGUUCGUGGUAUCGAUAGAGUCGGUUUCCGUGCCGGAAUCGAACAGACCAAUAUUUUUAUGACAGGCUUGAUCUUUUUCAUCUUCAUCCUCUUCCUGGCUGUCGUCUUGGUCGCACUGACCAAAGUCAUCCUUGAUGGUUGUGCCAAGGCUGGAUGGAUGAAGUCUGAUAAAUUCCUUGAAUUCCGAAAUGGAUGGAAGAUCGUUAUCAAAGGCAUCGUGUUCCGACUGGUUCUUCUUGGCUUCGUCCAGAUGUCUAUUCUGUGCUUGUGGCAACUUGUCGAGCGUGAUUCGGCCGCUGAAGUCGUACUUGCCCUAGUCGUUUUCAUCUCCAUGGCUGGAACUCUAGGCUUCGCCUCCUACAAAGUCAUUACACUUGCCAAGAAGUCGGUUGAUAUGCACAAGAAUCCCGCAUACAUCCUCUACUCUGACCCGGAGUGCCUCAACAAAUGGGGGUUCCUCUAUGUGCAGUACCGUGCCACUGCGUACUACUUCGUCGUCCCUCUUUUGGCGUAUAUUCUCGUCAAGGCUCUCUUCAUUGCAUUCGCUCAGAAAUCAGCAAUCGCUCAGGCUGUCGGUCUCGUUAUUGUCGAAGCCGUUGCAUUGAUCGGUGUCAGCGUUCUGAAACCAUGGAUGGAUAAGAAGACCAACAUCUUCAAUAUCUCGAUCGCUUCCAUGAACAUGCUCAACGCACUUCAGCUACUUUUCUUCUCGGAUGCUUUUGGUCAACCCCCUCAGGUUAACGGUGUGUUGGGUGUCUUUUUCGCCUUUUCCAACAUUAUCUUUGCGGCAGUUCUGCUUAUAUUGGUUCUCAUUGCUUCGAUAUAUGCCAUUGCUUCCAAGAAUCCCGAAGUCAGAUAUCAGCCAAUGCGUGAUGACCGAGGAAGCUUCAUAAAAUCACAAGCAGCCCUGACAACAGAGUUGGAUGCUCUAGGUGCUACUGCUAGAGGAGACAGCCAAAUUUAUAACAACGACAAGAAGAUCGUCGACGAUGACGAUUCAAUGUCUGGUGACUCCCUCAAGCACUCGUCUGCUGUCCACCAGCAGCCUAUGAGCCAGAUGUAUCCUAGUGAGGACACUGGAAGACGGGGACCAAUGCGACCAUAUGAGCAGGUUAACAACGAUAAUUACGGCUACGGCGCCGGACCGCCUACCAACCAAUCGUACGAUCGCAGCAUGAGCAAUUUGAGUAAUCAAUACCCACCGCCAAGGUCCGCUCAUUCAGGAUAUGCACCUCAGCCCGGAGCAUUCCGCCAACAGAACAACGCCAGCCCUUGGCAACGAGGUGCAGGCUAUGAUUGA
Molecule: messenger RNA, 2244 nt
Organism: Exophiala aquamarina CBS 119918
Lineage: Eukaryota; Fungi; Ascomycota; Eurotiomycetes; Chaetothyriales; Herpotrichiellaceae
Exons: 2
Coding region: 1-2244 (747 amino acids)
Biological process (GO): transmembrane transport; fungal-type cell wall biogenesis
Source: RefSeq, a predicted model, not a curated record